UCUUCUUCUUCCCCGCCUCUCAUUUCUUCGUCUCCUUCUUCUUCUUCUCCUUUCCCCUGGUCUUUUCCGCUCCGCCAGGGCACUGUACCCCACGCUUGAAUUCCCUCUGUUAUUCGCUUCGCUCCGCUUUUCUUUCUCCUUUCCCUCCUUCCUCCCUUCCCUUCUUCCCUUUCUUUUCUCUUCACAUCGUUCUAUGCACCUGGAUCGAUCUGUUGUGGAUCGGGGGGAUCUAGCCUAGAUCUUGAUUUUCUUUUUUCCCCCUCUCUCUCGUUCCUUUCCCUUAUUCUCCACCCAGUUUUGAGACACCUUUGCACGCGGCUUUUCGAAUGGUGUCGCUCACUCGCCGACGUUACCGUACGGUAUGCGAUCCCGCACAGGCUGUUUGACGUGUCGCACUCGGAAACUGAAAUGUAAGUAGGACGGACUCUUGUCGACAAA
This is a messenger RNA of Aspergillus ochraceoroseus IBT 24754, 438 nucleotides long. RefSeq lists its product as uncharacterized. The record is from RefSeq and is a predicted model, not a curated record. The annotation marks the transcript as partial. Lineage: Eukaryota; Fungi; Ascomycota; Eurotiomycetes; Eurotiales; Aspergillaceae. The transcript has 2 exons.